This is a messenger RNA of Suillus discolor, 1965 nucleotides long. Its product is annotated as histidine phosphatase superfamily. NCBI's taxonomy places the organism in Eukaryota, Fungi, Basidiomycota, Agaricomycetes, Boletales, Suillaceae. The coding region runs from base 295 to 1965 and encodes 556 amino acids. The record is from RefSeq and is a predicted model, not a curated record. The transcript has 9 exons. Gene Ontology annotation, molecular function: acid phosphatase activity.
CGAGUUGGUCUUACAUCUAUGCAGUUACUUCUCGUGCCAUGAAACACAAGUUUUUCUGAGUCUGCCGUAUCUGCCACGCGCUGGCAGAACACGAUGGUUCUACCAGUUCUACCGGCAGAGCUUCUACUUCUAGUCUCACAACACCUAUAGUUCAACAUUCAGAACGUUCAACCUCCGAGUCAUCCGCUGUGUCUAGAUUCAAACUCGUCCGCCUGACCUGGUUGCCAGAUGUUGUAAAUGGUUUUCUCACUAUCUUUCUCAAAAAAACGACAGUUGGUGUAAACUUAUCAAGCCAUGCUCAGCGCCGUCGUUUUGCUGCUUGCUCUGCCGUUCUGCACUGCAGACUCAGCAUCCAGUUAUGCAGGAUCAACCCUUGUUGAUUCUUAUCCUCCCCCCGGUGCCACCAACGCCCCUGCUGUUAACGCUUACUUCCCGGAUGGAUCUCAAGUCGGUUAUGCAGGUCCAACGCCUACUGGUGCUGAACCUGCGGCCAUUAUCACUGCUAUCCCGUUCUCUAAGGUCGAAAACGCAUAUCCCUUGUCAAGGCCCCACUCGGCAGACGGCGCAAACACCAAUUUCAAUGUGAUGCGUCAAUGGGGAAACUUGGCCCCCAUGUACUCCGUGGAGUCCUUUGGCCUUCCUGAUGCAUCCCCCAUCAUCCCAGAAGGGUGUGGCCUCAACGCAGUCCAUCUCUUGAUGCGCCAUGGCGCUCGCUAUCCAACCUCUGACUCCGGAUCUUCUCACUUUGCCUCUAAAAUCCAUGCUGCUGCAUCGAAAGAAGGCUUCAGUGUCACUGGCGAUUUGAAAUUCUUGGCAACCUGGACAUAUAAGUUGGGCGCGGAGAUAUUAAACGCCCUUCGGCCGCGACUCGCUGUACGUUUGUUCUCCUUUACGAUACUUCCAUUGACGCUCCCCUUCAUCAGCUUUAGCAAUGGGGUUGCCUUCCGCUACAGAUACGGCAAUUUGCUCAAUGCCUUUACGGACCUCCCAGUAUUCCGUACUACUUCUGAAGAUCGCAUGGUGGAUUCUGCCCUGAACUUUGCAGCAGGCUUUUUUGACAUCAGAACUUACAAGACCGACUAUCACCAGGAGAUCAUCAUCGAGGGGGUCAACUUCAACAACACCCUCUCCCCUAAUCAUGUAUGCCCAAACUCCAAUACGGCGGAUAUCGGUAAAUUCGGUGGCACUCAGGCUAACAAAUGGGCGAAUAUCUAUCUCAAAGACGCUCAAAUGCGUUUGCAACCAAUGAUUCAAGGAUUUAAUUUGACCAUCUCACGAUUGGCUGAUAUGCAGACACUAUGCGCCUAUGAGACUGUGGCCCUCGGAUAUUCCAAGUUUUGCAACCUUUUCACUGAGGAAGAAUGGGAAGGAUACGAGUAUUACGUCGAUCUUAGUUUCUGGUAUGGGCAUGGACCAGGCAAUCCAACGGCAGCAGCGCAGGGCCUUGGCUAUGUUCAAGAACUAGUGUCGCGUCUCACUCACACUCCCAUUAAUGUCUGGAACAGCAGUACCAACAGCACUCUCGACUCGAGCAAUAUCACAUUCCCUCUCAAUCAACCUAUAUAUGUGGAUGCUAGCCACGACACUGUCAUUUCCAAUAUCGUCACUGCUCUGAACUUUACCAGUCUAGCUGCAACUGGUCCUCUGCCGACCGAUCAUAUACCUCCUCGCCGUUCAUACAUUGCUAGCCAGAUUGCACCUUUUGCCAGUCAGCUUGUAGCGCAGGUACUCAGUUGCCCAGCAUCAGAGGAGCCGACUCAUAUCCGGUUCGUUCUGAACGAUGGUGUAGUGCCACUAACGGGCAUCCGUGGUUGCACGGAUGACUCGAAUGGUCUCUGCGCGCUGCCCAGCUUCAUCAGCGGAAUGCAUGAACGAAUUGGGCAGAUCGACUAUGCGCAUGAUUGCUUUGCCAAAUAUACGAUACCCAAACCCGACAACAUCAUUGAUGGAAGAUACCCUAGAUGA